AACAAGGAACUGGUUCUCUGUUGUACCUUGUAGGCGAAGGGCAGGGCUCCAUCCAUCGAAGCGAGGAACCCUUUUUGUUGCAAAGACUCUCAUAAUAAGGAUUACUCAGUUUCAGAGGAAGCUCGCUGAUAGCACAAGAUGCAACAUGAUGAGGUUAUAUGGCAAGUCAUUCGUCACAGACACUGCAGUUUCAUGGCCAAAACUACAUCUCAGAAUUUUUGCCGAAAUGAGUACAAUGUGACUGGUCUCUGUAACCGAAGUUCCUGCCCACUUGCCAACAGUCGGUAUGCAACAAUCCGUGAACAUGAAGGUAUACUCUAUUUGUAUAUGAAGUCAAUAGAAAGGGCUCAUAUGCCGAACAAGUUGUGGGAAAGAGUGAAACUUCCCAGGAACUAUGAAAAGGCACUGGAAAUUAUUGACAAGCAUUUGCAAUACUGGCCUAAGUUUCUUGUCCAUAAAAACAAGCAACGUCUCACCAAAAUGACUCAGUAUCUGAUACGAAGGAGGAAACUUGCAUUGAAAGUUCGGGAGAAAAUUUUGACCAUGCCUACAAAGCAGAAGAAAAGAGAAGCUAGAAGAGAGGCAAAAGCAGAAAUUGCAGCUGUUUUGGAUAGGGCUAUUGAAAAAGAAUUGCUAGAACGACUGAAGAGUGGAACAUAUGGCGACAUAUACAACUUCCCUGUCGAGCAAUAUGAGAAGGCAGUUGGGAAAAUCGAGGUUGCUGGUGAAGAGGAAGAUGAAGAAGAGGAACCAGAAGUGGAGUUUGUUGAAGAUCCUGAGCUUGAGGAAGAAGAAGAAGAUAUGGAAGAUUUUAGUGGAUUUGCGAAGGAUGAUGCUUACAUGAGCGAUGAUCAUGGGGUAAUGGAUGAAGAGCCCACCGAUGACGGAAAAAGAUCAAAGAGAUUGCGUGCAAAUUCAAAAUUAGAUGAAAGAAAACUUGAGGCUGAUGGUGGCAAGGCAAGUUUGAAAAAGAAAGCUCGAGAACAUGUGGAGGUUGAAUAUGAAGAUGGUGCUGACAAAGAUAAAGCUUUUCAGUAGUUGGCAAUCCAGAUAUUUCCAGAUCGAAUUUCAUGUAUCGAUCCAUUAUGUCAUGAAGCAUUUUCCAGUGAUUUUCGUUUCAUUUGGUUGCUUUCUAGAUGUCAUUAGCCAAUCCAAAUCGCUGGCUAACGAUCAAAUUCUUUCAGAGCAGCCCUUACAUUGAGAGAGAGAGAGAGAGAGAGAGAGAGAGAGAGAGUUUUGCAGGUGCUCGUCAGAGAGGAUUUUGUUUUUUCUUUUAUAGUUUUUUCGAUGUUUAUUCUCAAAGGUGUGUUGCAUGGGUAGUUACUUAGGGAGGCUAUCUGAUGAGGAAGUCUGUUUCCGUCGGCUGAUAGUCGGCGAGUGAAGCUUAGACAGUAGGGAAAGCCUCACUGCAGCAAUUUUGAACGUUAUUGUAAUUUUGUAAUGUGACCGUUUUUCUUACUUCUUGGAAAGGUAAUUUAAAUUACCCUGCCAUUUUUGGAUAAA
Molecule: messenger RNA, 1503 nt
Organism: Amborella trichopoda
Lineage: Eukaryota; Viridiplantae; Streptophyta; Magnoliopsida; Amborellales; Amborellaceae
Product: MAK16 protein-like protein
Biological process (GO): maturation of 5.8S rRNA; maturation of LSU-rRNA
Cellular component (GO): nucleolus; preribosome, large subunit precursor
Source: RefSeq, a predicted model, not a curated record